Molecule: messenger RNA, 1899 nt
Organism: Oenanthe melanoleuca
Lineage: Eukaryota; Metazoa; Chordata; Aves; Passeriformes; Muscicapidae
Gene: ZFYVE19
Product: zinc finger FYVE-type containing 19
Exons: 11
Coding region: 173-1441 (422 amino acids)
Biological process (GO): mitotic cytokinesis checkpoint signaling; abscission
Cellular component (GO): cleavage furrow; centrosome; midbody
Molecular function (GO): phosphatidylinositol-3-phosphate binding; metal ion binding
Source: RefSeq, a predicted model, not a curated record
GCCUGCUCUGUGUUGAGAGGACGGGAGAGUGGUGUCCGCACCUCCCCGCUUGUGACAGCCCCGCUCGCCACCGAUCCUUGGGCCUGAGGCAGCCACAGCACCGGGGGCACUAUGGAGCUUGGCAUAGCGGGGCUGCAGCGCUGUGCCUGAGGGCGGGCUGGGCCGCAGCGCCAUGGAUAGCCGGUGCUAUGGGUGCGCGUCCAAGUUCUCUGUCUUCAAGAAAGAGUGUGGCUGCAAGAACUGCGGACGCUCCUUCUGCUCGGCCUGCCGGAGCUUCAGUGCUGUUGUUCCCCGCUGUGGAAACACUCAGCAGAAGGUGUGCAAGCAGUGCCAUGGAAAACUAACUGGAGAAGGAUCUCAAAGCAGUUCAGCAAAAUGGUCACCACCAGAAAACUACAAAAAGCGUGUAGCAGCUUUUGAGGCUAAACAAAACCAGCUGAAAGACCAACAGAAGGCAGCUGCAAAACCCCCAGGUCAAGCAGGCUGCAGAUACCAGGGGCUCUCAAAAGAGGAUAGAGCGAUUGCUGAGAGACUGGAGAGGCUCAGGGAGGAAAGGAAACCAAAGUCCAUCCCCACUCAGGCUGAGAUUGAAGCUAGGCUGGCAGCCCUGAAGGAGGAUGGCCGAGGACCUGUUCCAUCCACACAGGAAAUGGAGGACCGCUUGGCUGUCCUGCAGGGGAGAGAUCCUCCUUCCCAAGCUCCCAGACCUGUACACCAACCUCCUGAUACCCGGAGUCUGGUCCAGCAGACAGAUGACCUCUUAACUCAACUGUCUGAGGAGGUUGCCAUUGAUGAGCAUUACAGACCAAGAGUUCAGCCUCAAGCUGUUAGUAGCCAGAGUUUGAAUGAUCUCAAUCGGGAAAGUGAAGAUAGCGUUUGCCCUGCAAAUCUGGACCCAAAACAGCUAGAGGAAGAGAAGAAUAAACUUCUGGCAGAAGCUGCUGCUGAGCUGCAGGAAGAGAACACUAGGCAGGAAAAGAUCCUACAGGUUGCCAAGAGACUGGCAGCACUCAAAGGCGAAGACCCUGAGAAAGUUACACUGGAAGCCUAUAAGCUCCCUGACAGUGAUGAGGAAGUGGCUGAGGAGGAGGCCAUUCGCAGAGUGCUGAAACAGCUCACAGAGGAAGCAGCCCUGGAUGAAGCAAGUGGAUUCAACAUUCCCCCAGAUCAGACCACCCAACCAGGAUCCUCACAACAGAACCUGUGUAAGAAAGCAAAGCAAAAGAGCCACACUCCAGCCACCACAGCUCUUGCAAGGGCAGAUGAUAGUGACGAGGAUGAGUUACCCUGGUGCUGCAUCUGCAACGAAGAUGCCACUUUGCGCUGCCAUGGCUGUGACGGGGACCUCUAUUGCCAGCGCUGUUUUUGGGAAGGCCAUGAGGAGUUUGACCUGAAGGACCACCACACCUCCCGCUAUCAUCUUCCUUGCAAACAGAAGUGAUCACUCUCUUCAUGGGCAGAAAAGGAGCUGGAGAAUGGAAAAACAGAGGAGCCGGCCAGAUGGAAGAAUCCAAGUGGAUUUGCAGCCAAAACGGGUGAUGUUUUGGACAGUUCAAGGAUGUGCUGUAAUCUGAGAGAGGCUUGGAGGGCGUGACUUUGUCUUCACAAAUACAGCUGAGAAGUGCAGGGUUUGUUGUGCAUGCUUGGGGAUAAAUGAGGACUUGAUAUGAGGAGGUGGAUACAAGUCCAUAAAUACAGAUGGUAAAGCAAUGUGGGUAGCAGUAAAGGUGUAUGUUUAAGGCAGUACUGACUGGCUGAUAAAUAACUUCCUGCUUUUACUAACAGCUUAUACACUGGUUCAACAGGCAGCAAAGCCCUUUGCACUGAGAAAAAUGUCUGCAUUGUGAUCACAUGUGUGAUGAGAACUUUCAAAGCAUAAUAAAAAUUAUUUAUUAUAGA